UAACAGAAUCAGAUCAAGAAAAUUCACACUUCACAGUGUUCACCAUGGCAGUUUCACAAGCUGUUUCCGCCAUUGUUAUGCUGCUGCUCUUGGUUGCACUUCUUCCCACAUGCCUUUCUCAGGAGGUCCCUAUCACCCCAGGCCAAGGACAAACCGUGUCCGACUGCAACCCUCGCCUGGUGGCUCUCAUGCCAUGUGCACCAUUCGUGCAGGGCAAUGCUCAAAAACCGGCACAAUCCUGCUGUGACAAUCUCAACCAGCUCUACGGACUGCAACCUGCUUGUCUUUGCCUCCUUCUCAAUGACACCACCUUGACUGCCUUUCCUAUAAACAGGACACUUGCAGUCCACCUACCUCUUCUUUGCAAGCUCCGAGUAAACACCUCAGCUUGCUCAGGGUUGUCUUCUCCUCCUGGUUCAUCUGGUUCUCAAGUUUCUCUAGGGACAAAUAACUCUUCAUCUGUUGCUUCUUCCCCCAUGGUGAACCCAAAUGUUCCAGUGGCACCAAGACCAAACAUCAUGGGUUUGGGGCUCGGCCGGAGCGAUGUUGGAAGAUUGAAGACUCGUGAUCUCUUAGCAAUGGUGACUGUUGCUGUAAUUCUGCUUUCAAGGCUGGUGCUUGAUGCUGGGUUUAUGGCUUAG
Messenger RNA from Hibiscus syriacus, 641 nucleotides. Its product is annotated as non-specific lipid transfer protein GPI-anchored 19-like. NCBI's taxonomy places the organism in Eukaryota, Viridiplantae, Streptophyta, Magnoliopsida, Malvales, Malvaceae. Bases 45 to 641 code for a protein of 198 amino acids. The record is from RefSeq and is a predicted model, not a curated record. The transcript has 2 exons.